UCUUCCAACACUGAGAUAGACUGGGUACGAGUAAGUCUUGGGGAAUCGUUGUAAGAUAAGAGUCGUUGUUAAAUUCUCACGCUAUGGCAAAGUUCUACUUUCUGCCGGCCCUUUUUCUUAUGCUGUGUUACAGUGUAGUAACUGCUGGAUACGAAGGGAGGCAGAUUGAUCGCGAAUGCAAGCCCUUCCCGUACUCGUUCUUUGAGUCGGCCUCAGUUGUGAUGGAUUUCGUUCGCUGGAUCGCGUGGUUCUUCAGAAAUUUACUCAGCGCGACUUACUUUCUGCUCAAUACUGUAGUCAUCACUGCCUGUGAAAUCAUUUCUAGCAUCUUCAGCAUUUUUAGACAUGCCAUCAAGCUGGUGGAAUAUCUAGGCUACUGCGUGCGAGCAAUCUUGCAAGUGAACUACAACUUCGUGUCGUCUGUGUUCGUGUGGCUUGCCAAACUUGCUGGGUUCCUGACCGACACAAUUCGAUACAUCGCCGAGGGGAUAAUCAGCGUGAUAUCUUCUACAUUUCGACUUAUUCUGCGCCUUAUUCGUAGCAUUGUAUCUUCAAUUCCUGCUGGAUUUUACCGCGCUUUCUAUGGAGCAUCCUCCGCCAAAAACACCACUGGAAUACUUCUGCACCAGUCAUAUCUGGGAUGGAAAUACAUCUUAAAAACUCCCAGUUCAGCACUCAUGACUCUCGUAACGAGCAUUAGAGCUGUCAUGGAGUGUAUUUUAGUGUCAAUGUGGAACGCUGGCGUGUUGUUGGUAGAACUGUUGUGCGCAGUCGCCCAGUCGACUUUUCGAGGAAUUGAAUUUGUAGGGAAAUCUGUGCACACUUGUACUGUUUCAGCCUGGCAUCAGAUUAUAACAUUUUUGAAUAUGCUACUACAUGGACUGCGAUCAUUAGUGAUUGCAAUAGGAAAGUUCUUUCUGUUUGUAGGUCGCACAUUUCUGUGGCUGAUUACUUUCAUUUUCCGUUCCCUUGCACAAGGUGUUUCUACCUUUUUCUCAAUGACUGGAUGGUUGUUUGCACAGGCAUUUAAUUGUGUGUACAGAGGUUUGAUCGAAGUUGGUAGAUGGCUCCUCAGUUGCCUUAUCAUGCUUCAGAAUGUAAUAACUGCUAUUGCAUACUGCUUGCCUGGCGGCAGAUGGACUCUCUUGAGCCUUGUUUCGAGCACCUUUUUGAUUGCAUAUGCAUGGUCUGCAUUGAGAGUAAAUGUGUUCACUAUCGCCUAUGGACUGCUGGAAAGAUAUAUACAGGGUGUUUUAGCAUAUCUUGCAACUCUCCAGACUCCAAGCAUGCCAAGAUUUAAGAAAACGUUCCCUACUCCUGAAGAAUCGUGCGAGAUGCCCUUGGACGAAAAAGAUAGAGACUUGAGAGAAGAGUUAGAAAGAGAACGUGACAAGAAUUUAUGUGUUGUCUGUCAAACAGAGAAUAAGAAUAUUGUUGUAAUGCCAUGUCGUCACAUGUGUAUGUGCAAGAAUUGUUGCACUCAGUUGUUUCGAAUUCAUAGAUACCACAGACGGACAUGUCCAUUGUGUCGUCACAUAAUAACUUCAACCAUGGAAAUUUAUUCAUAAAUUUAUUCAUGUAUGUAUGUAAUUUAUUCAUGUAUGUAUGUGUGUAUGUGGUCUGUGACUUGCUGUACCAUUAGAGGCAAUACUUGAAUCAAGUUAUAAUUAGGUCCAGUUUAAAAUCUUAGUAAAGGCUGGUUUUCACUGGUGCGUAAGAAUAAGCACAAGCAACAUACGCAGACACAGUAGUUUGCAGCUAAGUAGUGCCUUUUGUUAGAAGAUUCUCGUAACAAAAAGACACUAAUUAUCAGCAUCUUACUGUGUCUGUAUAUGUCGACUUUUGCUUAUGCUUAUGCACUAGUGAAAACCAGCCUUCACGAAGGACACUAUUAGGCAGGAAUAACAUGUUAUUAGAACCAGUAAUGUGCCCCACAGUGUUCAGUUAGCAAGAAUUGGUUCUUUGAUAGGAUCACCGCAAUUUUGGAAUAAUAUUCACUAUUGACUUUGCACUUGUUCCCUUUGACUGGGUAAAUUGAACUACUUUCAGAAAUGGAAAGGGCUCAGGUCAAUACUAGCCAGACUAAAACAACUUACGGUUCUACUACAUUCCAUGUUCAAAACAGAUUUUUAAUCUGCCAAAAUUCAUGUCUUUUUUUCAACUUGUGCAAUUAUUAUGCAUAAGGUUGUAUGCACAGUCUGCCAAUGUUAUCAUCAGCAUGUGUGUUCAUACAACUUUAGGAAGGCACCAUUAAAUGUUAUUUUCAGAAUCUUCA
Orbicella faveolata is the source of this 2275-nucleotide messenger RNA. RefSeq lists its product as uncharacterized. Gene Ontology annotation, biological process: protein ubiquitination; ubiquitin-dependent protein catabolic process. Lineage: Eukaryota; Metazoa; Cnidaria; Anthozoa; Scleractinia; Merulinidae. Gene Ontology annotation, molecular function: ubiquitin protein ligase activity. The record is from RefSeq and is a predicted model, not a curated record.